Miniopterus natalensis is the source of this 4581-nucleotide messenger RNA. RefSeq names its product myeloid zinc finger 1 (gene MZF1). Gene Ontology annotation, biological process: regulation of transcription by RNA polymerase II. The record is from RefSeq and is a predicted model, not a curated record. Gene Ontology annotation, cellular component: nucleus. Gene Ontology annotation, molecular function: RNA polymerase II cis-regulatory region sequence-specific DNA binding; DNA-binding transcription activator activity, RNA polymerase II-specific. NCBI's taxonomy places the organism in Eukaryota, Metazoa, Chordata, Mammalia, Chiroptera, Miniopteridae.
UGAGCCGAGGUGAGGGCGGAGGCCUCUGCACCGGGAAGGCUUGGGCGGGGACCGGGCGGCGGCUCGGACUCGUGGGGUCCGGCUGCCCUGCGGAACGGAGAACGCAGGACCGGGCCCUGGGCACACUCCCUGCAGGCGAGCCCGGCGCUGUCGCCGGCGGCCCGUCAGUCCCUGCGCAUCGCCCGGGCCACAGGCUCUAGGAGCCCCGCCCCCGGUUGCCAUGGCCGCGCCCGGACCUGCGGAGCUCCCUAAAGCGGAAGUUACCAGCCAAAACUUCUGGUAAAUGUGGUUCAGGAGCCUCCGCGGGGCCCUACUUUCUCCGAGUUUCGGGCUGACCUGGAGCCUCGGGGAGCGGAAGGCUGGCUCACGGGAUUGGGCGGCGGCCUUCGAAAUCGAAUGCGCUCGCUUAUGGGUUCCUUCUCAAAGCCCGCGUCUUACAGCUGCGGGAGCAGCGGAGUGGGCGGGGUCGUUCUUAUUUGCAUGUGAGGAAACUAAGAUUCACAGAGACACAGCGACCUGCCAAGGUUACGUGGCAAAUAGGCGAGACCAGACUCCCGGUCCAGUGGUCGCAGUACCUUUAUGGCCCCUGGAAGCUCCCCCAUCACCUCCUAGGCCCACCUAAGUCAGGAACCUGAGGAGGCGAUGAUUUGCAUGGUGUGAUAGGUAGGGCCCAGAGGAUGGGGCUGAAUUGGGCAAGGAUGCCACCUGGUGGCUGAGCCACGCACAUGACUUUGCACAGGUGAUAGGGGAUGCAGGGAAACUGCCUUGUGGAACCAAGAUGGCAGGGGAACGGUCUGAGACCGCGUGGAAGAGUGUAUGGCCCAAUAAUGGGCUGGCAUGGGGGGAUGGUAGUGGUGCUGAUGCCCAGGUGGUGGGUCUUGUAGGUGUCAUUCACCUGUGAGGGGGAGAGCUGCAGGGCAGGGAUGAGGUGGUGAACAGAAGAGCAGGACUUAGGGGAGAGAAGUGACUUCUGAGCCUAAGAAUUCUUUGGGGCUGGGGCUACCAGACACUCUGUAGACCCAGCCAGAGAGACCAGGGUCAGGCGGCUCAUCCAGGGCUUACCAGCCCCACAGGUCCCUGGCCUGUGAUCACCUCUCUGUGCUUCAGUGUCCUCAUCAGCCUUGUCCCCAGGCAGGUCUGAGGAUAGGACAGCAGAGCAUAUGGUAGGCACUCAAUAAGCAUCCACUCCACUGUCCCAUUUGUACCCCAGGGUCAGACACUAGCCUUAGAGCCCAGGCCAUCUUUCCAAUGAGGCCCACAGCACUGGGCUCCCCAGGGCAUGCAGUCCUGGAAAACAAGAGACCCAUCACGGUGAAGUUGGAGGACUCUGAGGAGGAGGAGGCCACCCCAUGGGAUCCCGGCCCCGAGGCUGCACGCCAGUGUUUCUGGCAUUUCCGCUACGAGGAGGCAGCGGGGCCCCAAGAGGCCCUGACUCUGCUCCGGAAGCUGUGCCGCCAGUGGCUGCGGCCCGAAGUGCACUCCAAGGAGCAGAUGCUGGAGCUAUUGGUGCUGGAGCAGUUCCUGGCCACACUGCCCCCUGAGGUCCAGGCACGAGUGCGGGGGCAGCAGCCAAGCAGCCCUGAGGAAGCCGUGGCCCUGGUCGAAGGGCUGCAUCAGGAGUCAGGAGGACCCCGGAGAUGGGUCACAGUCCAGGUGCAGGGCCAGGAGGUACUAUCAGAGAAGAUGGAGCCUUCCGACUUCCAGCCCCUCCCUCAAACCAAGCCUCGGAAUACAGAACCUGGGCCUGAGACAACCUUUGGGGCCAUGCAGAGGUCACCACUGAGCCUUCAGGUGAAAGAGGAGCCCGAGGUUACAGAGGACACAGAGUUCCUGGAUUCUGGGCCUCUAGCAAGCCCCCAUGAGGCCACUUCCACUUUCCUGCCUGAGGAGGCCCAGGGCUGUGGGAUGUUGCUGGACCAGGCCUCUCCCCACAGCAAGACUGGGCCUGAGUGUCCCUCAUGGAGCGAACACACUGGGGCCCUGUGGCAAGAGGAAGCUGGAAGCAUGUUCUCCCCAGGGUUUGCGCUCCAGGUGGACAGCAUCUCUGCUAGCCCGGACACUGUGAGCUCCCACCUCCACAUCCCCUGGGAGUUCCGUGUGGCUGGCCUCAAGGGCCAACUCCAGUCACCCUCCCAAGAAGGUGGCUUCUCACAUACGCUCGUGCUCCCCAGCGACCCGAGAGGUGACCAGGACUGCACAGACCAGGAUCUCCGCCAGGACGCGGGCCACAUAAUGGCCACUGCCCACUGGCCAGCCCCCAGGGGUCGGAGCCAAGGCCGAGGCCGUCCCAGCACAGGCGCCGGGGCAGUGAGAGGUGGCCGUUGUGAUGUGUGUGGAAAGGUGUUCAGCCAACGCAGCAACCUGCUGCGGCACCAGAAGAUACACACAGGAGAGCGUCCGUUUGUGUGUGGCGAGUGCGGCCGCAGCUUCAGCCGCAGCUCACACUUGUUACGCCACCAGCUCACGCACACUGAGGAGCGGCCAUUCGUCUGCGGUGACUGCGGCCAGGGCUUCGUGCGCAGUGCACGCUUGGAGGAACACCGGCGCGUGCACACGGGCGAGCAGCCCUUCCACUGCGCUGACUGUGGCCAGAGCUUCCGGCAGCGCUCCAACCUGCUGCAGCACCGGCGCAUCCACGGCGACCCUCCAGGCCCCGGAGCUGGGCCCCCCACGCCUCCCAGUGCGCCCGAGCACCCAGGCCCCUUCCCAUGCAGUGAGUGCUGCAAGAGUUUUGCACGCCGUGCCGUGCUGCUGGAGCACCAGGCCGUGCACACGGGUGACAAAUCCUUCAGCUGCGUGGAGUGCGGUGAACGCUUUGGCCGCCGCUCAGUGCUGCUGCAGCACCGGCGAGUGCACAGCGGCGAGCGGCCCUUCUCCUGCACCGAGUGUGGCCAGAGCUUCCGGCAGCGCUCUAACCUCACGCAGCACCGGCGCAUCCACACUGGCGAGCGUCCCUUCGCCUGCGCGGAAUGUGGCAAGGCCUUCCGCCAGCGGCCUACGCUCACACAGCACCUGCGUGUACACACUGGGGAGAAGCCCUUUGCCUGCCCUGAGUGCGGCCAGCGAUUCAGCCAGCGUCUCAAGCUCACGCGACACCAGCGGACGCACACUGGCGAGAAGCCCUACCACUGCGGUGAGUGCGGCCUGGGCUUCACGCAGGUAUCCCGGCUCACAGAGCACCAGCGCAUCCACACUGGCGAGCGGCCCUUCGCCUGCCCCGAGUGUGGCCAGAGCUUCCGGCAGCACGCCAACCUCACACAACACCGGCGCAUCCACACAGGCGAACGGCCCUAUGCCUGCCCUGAGUGUGGCAAGGCCUUCCGCCAGCGACCCACACUCACUCAGCACCUGCGUACCCACCGGCGCGAGAAGCCCUUCGCCUGCCAGGACUGUGGCCGGCGCUUCCACCAGAGCACCAAGCUCAUCCAGCAUCAGCGCGUCCACAGUGUAGAUUAGCCAGCACUCACUGACCCCGUGUGUGCGUGCACCUCGGUCCUCUGUGCGUGGGAAGAGGGGGACAUAACACCUACCUCACAGGGUUGUUGUGAGGCCUGCCAUUGCAUAGGCACAAGCAGGCCCGACUCAGGGCCUGACGCCCCAGCAGAUGCUCAAUAAAACAGAAGGAACCUGGGUCUGGGUCUCCACACACGCAAUGCAGCCCCACCUGCGUGGGUCCCUCUAUGACAUCCGCACAUAUCCACCACUUCCACUGCAACUUCGUGGUUCCUGAGAGCCAUGACUCCCUGAAGAGGUGACUCCUGGCAGCACCUGUCACCUGAGUUGGGUGCCCCCUCUUGUUUUGAUUCCUGUAUAGUUUGUCUUCAACGCACACAUCCAUGGGCCAAGCCAACUGCCAGGAGAGGACCUGGUUCUCCCUAGCCAGCAAAGACCAUCGGAUGCGAUAGAAGUAGCAAACUGGUGCCCAGCAGGCCAGAUAUGGCCUGGGAUGUGUUUGUAAAACUUUAAACCUGGGAAGACAUUCAUUAGGCAUAAGGGUUGGAAGGUUUUAUCCAGAAACAGGCAUUCUUUCAGGACUUUCCCCCAUUCUCGCACGUUUACCACCAACAGGUGCUGAGUGUGGGACCCCUUCUGAUAGAACUCAAGCCAGUCUGGGAACAGAGGUCAGUGGCAGGCCCAGGGCCAGUUCCCCAGCCCUCUAGUGAUUAUUCCCAUCCCAUGCGCUGUAUUCUCCUCCCACCCUGGACCCAUGCACACUGGGAGGUCUCCAUGAGGAGUGUUUUCACUGGCAAAUCACAGGAAACAUCCUGGCGGGUCCAGCAUCCUGCAUCCUUGAGGGUCAGCCCUUUUCCCAUGGCACUGCCUCUUUUGCCCUAGCUAUCUUUCCCUUCCAUCCCAUUGUCUAGGCCCUUGACAUAGCCCCCACCACAUAAGAGGGGAUGCCAGAAACAUGGGUUGAAUGGCAGUGCCAAACAACAGAUCUUCAUGCAACAGGGUCUCUGACUUGGGACCUAAUCACACUCUGGGCCCAUGUCGGCAGCCUGCCUUUGGCCUGGAGGUUCCACGCCUGUGAGACUUUUAUAAACAGAAAUAAAGAGAACAAGAAAGCUCUCAUGUUUUGAA